AAGGCAGAGCAAUGUAUGUCUAACAAAAGUUCACUGUAUAAUGGGUAGUAUGUUUGGUAACAUGGGUGAUGUCCCUUGGACAAAGAGGUCAUUGCGUACUAUUUGCAAUCAGAUAACAAGAGAUCAGAUGGAUGAUGACAUAAGGAAAACAAUGGAGAUUUUUAGAGACAUGCAUGAGAAAGAUCCUGAUUUCCAGUUUAGUGUGGAGCUUGAUAAGAGGAGUAGGAUAAGAACACUAUUGUGGUGUAGCGGGAAGUCGCGUGACCAAUAUGCGUGUUUUGGUGAUGUAGUCACUUUUGACACAACUUAUUGCACAAACAUAUACAAGAUGCCGUUUGGUCUUUUUGUUGGGGUGAACAACCAUUUCCAGACCACUAUAUUUGGUGGUGUGCUGAUGAGGUGAGAGACAGCAAAGAGUUUCAAAUGGGUUUUCAAAGAAUUCCUAAAGUUAAUGGGAGGAAAAGCACCUAUUACAAUUCUGACAGAUCAAUGCAAGGCUAUGACUAAGGCUAUACGUCUGGUGAUGCGAGCCACAUAUCAUUUGUGGUGCAAAUGGCAUGUGAUGAAGAAGAUUAGGGAGUGCUUAGGUCCAUUGUAUACUAAGAACAAGAAGUUUAGGGAUGAGUUCUGGCUGGUGGUUAAUGGUAUGCUAACUGAGGACGAGUUUGAAGUAGCUUGGGCUGAUAUAGUGAAAAAAUAUCAUCUGGAGGAGAAUGGUUUCAUGAAGAGGAUUUACAGCAGCAAGAAGAAGUGGGCAAAGCCUUGGUCUAGGGACAAAUUUUGUGCUAGAAUGAGCAGUACACAGAGAAGUGAGAGUGCGAAUUUCAUGCUGAAGCGAUUUGUUCCAAGAAAUUCAUCAAUGAAUCAGUUUGUAUCGCAAUACAACAAACUUUUAUGUGAACGUGACAGAGAAGAGGAUGCAGCAGAAGACAAGACCAAACAGUUGAAAAUGGUCCACAGUCGUCUUUGGCCAAUUGAACGUCAUGCAUUGACAAUAUACACAAAGGCUGCAUUCGAGCUUUUCCGUGCUGAGGUAGACAAAGCAUCCAAUUAUGUGAUCGGUGGCAAUCAGGGGGACAUGUACACUGUUUCCCAUAGUAAUGCAGCAAUCAGAGCUCAGUGGGCACGUGUGCACUUCAAGGUUGAAGCUAUCGAUGGUGGUCUUAAAUGGAUGAUCAAAUGUAUGCACGCUGGAGAGAGAAAAGAUGGAGGCAUUUCAUGCCUGUGGAGUUCGCAGUGA
Molecule: messenger RNA, 1240 nt
Organism: Sorghum bicolor (sorghum)
Lineage: Eukaryota; Viridiplantae; Streptophyta; Magnoliopsida; Poales; Poaceae
Product: protein FAR1-RELATED SEQUENCE 5-like
Exons: 3
Coding region: 452-1240 (262 amino acids)
Biological process (GO): regulation of DNA-templated transcription
Source: RefSeq, a predicted model, not a curated record